AUGUUGCACAACAAACAAGAAGUUGAACUUUAGUUUUAUGGAAGUGAAGGGUGAGUAAAAGAUAUCUAUUCAGGAUAUUAAGAGUUCGUCUGUGGAAUAUUUUUGGAAAUGCACCUAUUCAUCAGCCAUCUCCUGGAGGGGGGAACCUUGGUUAAGGGAGGGGACUUUGCAAAGGGUGUAGUCAAAGAACUUAAUUUCCCUCUCUAGGUGGGGACAAAGGACAACCAAAGUUAAGAGAUUGUCCCUCCUAGAGGGGUGGCACAUUUUAAAACAAGAAGCCACAUUAAAAUUUGCAGGACAAAUUAAAGCUUUGCUUACUUGUGACUGAAAAGCAAUAUUUUCACAAGACAAAAAAAUAUUUUACACAAUGCUUAAUAGUCUGCCAUUUUGAUCCAAGCAAACCGCGAGGAGAUGGAGAAGCCUGUGUUCUUGUGUAUUGUGGUCUUUUCUGUCAUUUAAAACAACUUGAAGUGACUUGUUUCAGGCUCUCUGCAAAGUCCCCUGAUUUUUUGCGAUUGGCUGGCAAAUGGGGAAGACAGGAUUUUAUUUGUUUGUGAUUUUCCCUCAAGCAUUUUUCUUACUUUGUUGGCCAUGUGAAUAUCUUAUUUUAGUCAAGACGCUGAGCAAUUGGCCUUGUUUACUUUUUACGUCUUCACAGAUCUUGACAAAGUCUCAGUUCAUAAACACACAAAAAUUUUAUCACCUUCCAAACAAGCUUGGUCAAUAACUUAAACCUAUAUUUAAUUUUGUUCAUAUUAAUGCACCUUUCUUACAAAGCAUUACUACUAUAACAUUCCUUUGUAGCAUUGAUAGUGCCCACAACAAUGCUGUUCGAGGAUUUCUUUGUAAGGAACCGGAAAAGGAAAACAAUGGCUAUGAAAAGUCAACUAUCAAGCGUAAGUGAUGUGUUCAUAUGAUUUUCUCUUUAAAUUACAUACCUAAAUGUGCUACUAGAGAGUGCAUGCAAUUUUACUUUUCUGGUCCAACAAAAUGUGGUCACCUUGUAAGAAAUUUUUAAACUUUUGUUUAUUUCAUCUGAAAGUUUGUUGUCUAGAGUACCCUAAAACAUAGCUUUUCGAGGUGCAUAACUUGUCUUGUGCCUACCUUUAGUAGAAGACUCCUAUUGUUCCUGAUGAAUGAAACUUAACUUUGAAGAGACACAUUUGAUGCAUAACCAAACAAUUUAAUAGGUUGAAUUUGAAAAUGACCUAACCUGACUUUCUCAUCGAAUGUUGAUGUAAGGUUGCCAUUUACUUGAGAGAACGAAAGGAUAAAUUUGAGAAAAAUAGCUUUCAAUGUUAGGACAAGAUUCCCAUCAAAGACUUUUUCGUGAAUUUGGGUAAUAAAUAAAUAAUAAGCAAUUUACCUAAUACUAUUUUUAUGUACCAGGUGUUGUGUGAAGAUGUUAUGAAACGAAAAGACAGCAAUACCUUGACAAUCCACCUGACAGAAGAAAUAAAGCAGACAAGACUGCUCUGCAACAAAUUGAUGCAAAUUUCAUGAGUGGCGAGGAGAAUGGUGAGGGCAGUCAAGAGGAUGUGUGGGUUGUGAGGUCACCACCAUAG
Messenger RNA from Pocillopora meandrina, 1565 nucleotides. NCBI's taxonomy places the organism in Eukaryota, Metazoa, Cnidaria, Anthozoa, Scleractinia, Pocilloporidae. The record is from the annotation of a GenBank genome assembly.